AUGUCGGCCCCAUCCGAACCUCAAGUCGAAGCCUGCAAGAGGCGGCUUGAAGAGGAGAUGGACGAGCGCUCGCCGAAACGCGUCAAGGACGGGGAUUCUCCAGACCCUCCUCAGUUUCUGACGAGCUUCCCAAGUGAUGCUGUUCCGGCCGUCUCCCGCUUGGGCUUGAAGCCGACGCUUCCCGUGAUGCCUCCUUCACUCGAUAUCAUUACCGAUGGCAAGACUGACCUGUCACACAGGAGAGGGUUCAUUGGAGAGCGCGAGGUCGGGAUCAUCGGUUACGCUGGGGACUCUGACUUCACUGGCGUCAAUGGAGUGAUCAAGCAACGAUUUUCUUGUCAACGAGAUCUCUCUAUCUGGACAGACGUCAUGGCCUCAUCCUCCAACGACAGCAAGUCUUUAUCAACGUCUGGGGCGGACACUGAAGUCCCGAAGAAGGAGGAGGACAGAGGCGCGGCGGGUGAAGACGCUGUCGUAGCUUCCCUUCCCGCCGAUCUGAACUUCGAAGAACAUGCGGAUUGGACGACGUCGACAACUAUUGGCCUUCGUCCGCAUUUCUCGGACGAGACCAUCGUUGCUCUCCGCCGUCUGUUUGACGAGGGUCGCAACCCCCAACCUCGCCAAGACUCGGGCUGGGGAUCCCGGGAGAAGCAGCGCACCGAACAGAUGAACGAAGAGGAGCAGGCUAUGAAUGUCGGGUCUGGUCCUCAACCUUCCCAGGGUAGAGGGCGUGGAAACGGGCGGGGUGGAGCACCUAACAGCAACCCAUAUAAAGCCAAGGACGCGAGGGAGGUCGUUACGCAGUCGGCACGAGGAGCAGCCCACCAAGCGGUCCGCGAGUUGUUGAAAGGAAACUUUGAAAGCACAGCUCGGGACAUUGGCGGCAAGGGCCAGUGUCUUGUCCUGAAAUGGGCUGCGAGCCGCUCGGGAGGCCGUGACCGCAAGCUAUGCGGCACCAAGGAUAAACGUGCCAUUACUGUCCAGCGCGUCUCUCUGAAACGCGGAUCCUUGACCACGCAGCAAGUAUGGCGAGCGGUCAACGGAGUAAGAUCUGGCCGGAGAACUGAGGAUGGGGCCGUCGCAGAACGCGGCGAGCGUGGUACUCGAAUCGGGGAUAUGGAAUAUUCUACUCAUCCUCUGGAACUCGGUUCUCUCAAGGGCAACCAUAACGUGCAAGCUGCGGUCGAAGACAUCGACAAAGCCAUGAAGUCUAUCCGCGAUAAAGGUUUCAUCAACUUUUACGGAAUGCAACGCUUCGGCACCUCGACUGUCCCAACCCAUGUCACCGGGCUUUUGCUACUGCAGGGCAAGUGGGGAGAAGCGAUCGACUCCAUCCUCUCGUUGCGAGAAGGAGAGCACCCUGAUUGUACCAGAGGGCGCCUGGCUUGGCUGGAGGAUGGCGACUUCAGCAGGGCUCUGGAACUCAUGCCCCGUCGAUCGGUCGCUGAGCGGUCAAUUUGGGAGCAUUGGCGCAAGGGAAACCGUCUCGAGGACAAAGUGGGGGCACUGGGAAACAGUUACAUCUGGAACCUCAUGGCCGCGGAGCGGAUGAAGCUCUCGAACGAUCAACCUCUCGAGGGCGAUCUUGUGUACGAACACGACGCGGGCGACGACGACGCCGACAACAAGGAGACUUCAUCGCGUGAUGUCAAGCGUUUGACCUCGGCAGACUUGGGUCAGUAUACACUCGCGGACGUCAUCCUCCCACUGCCAGGUUGGAACAUCGAGUAUCCAGGCGGUCGCAUUGGUCAGCUCUACAAAGACGCUCUCCUCGCCGACGGUUUGGAUCCUCUGCGGCUGCGGCGCGACCAAAGGGAGUACUCAUUGCCUGGGUCGUACCGACGCCUGAUUCGCAAGCCCACCGAUGUCUCUUGGGAACACAUUCGUUAUACAGACCCCACCCUGCCGCUGGCGCAAGCCGACGAGGACAGAAUCCUUAAUCUGAACCCCCCAGCGGCAGAUGACCCGAAUGGCAAAUUCCGCGCCCUGAAGAUUACCUGGUCUUUGGGCACAGCAUCUUACGCUACCAUGGCCUUGCGUGAGCUCACGCGCGAAGAAACUGCCAUCUGGCAUCAGAUCGGUCUGACGAUGAAUAACGAGGACCAGGCCCAUGCAGGAGACGGAGGCAAGAGCGAGCAUCCCAGCCGCCUUGAACGUCUCGUUGCCGCCAACCUGGAGACGCCCGCGAAAACGGCUAGGGACCGGCCUACGGGGUUACACUGCGAGAGGUAUGUCUUGAGCUGGGCAAGCCUGACGACAGACCCGUUCCUGGAGACCUUGGUGACCCGCCUUUACCCCGACCCCCGCUUACCCCCAUCGACUUUGCAUCUUCCCUCGUUAAGUAGCCCAACUGGUCAAGACAGAGAUUUUGAUCCUGCACUGGUCGUCGCCUUCAACAGGAGUGCUAAGCUUCUGACAGCAAGCGACGCCUCGCGCUCUGGAAACAAGCGUCUUCUGGCUAUUGGGGGGGAAGAGGGAGCCAUCAAGAUCAUUGAUGUGGACGCCCUGGAGCCGCACGACUCGAAAUGGUGGUCCGCUCACCAGAACGGAAUAUUCGAUAUCUCGUGGUGUGAUGAUGAUCGGCACCUUUCAUUGCGCUUGCAUGAUGUUUCUGGAGCAGGUCCGAGGCUUUUGGCCUCCCUUCACGGGCACACCUCAACCAUCAAGUCUACGGCUCUUCUGCACGAGUCUUCUUCAAAUGUUAUCGUUUCUGGUGGUCGGGAUGGCAACAUCAAUGUGUAUGAUCUGCGCUGUCGGGGCUACACGUCAACCCGCGAAGAGAAUGGCCCAUCUCUCCGCCGCUCGUCCCGCACAAGAUCCACCACGCAGAUAAGUUCGACGGGCCAGUCAUCAAUCGAUCCAGUUUUGACACUGCGUCAACCGCAUAACGCGACAGUUGGCAAACGGACGACAGCUGACUCGGUUAGUUGGCAAACCCCACCUGUAGCUAAUGCACAGCGAUCGGUCGCUCGGACUAUCACGAGUCUCGUUGCACUCCGUGCCCAGCCCGGAAUACUUGCUUCCGGAGGGUCCUACGAUGGCAUCGUCAAGCUGUGGGAUAUCAGGUGCCCCGAACCCACCACUGCUCUACGCUUCAAGUCCGCGCCGUACGGCUCUCUCCCGGAUCCCACCGUCGCGGGGGGCAACCCCUCCCGUCGCCCUCGAUCAGUGAACGCUCUUUGCGAGCAGCCAUCUACCGGCGACCUUUUCGUGUUAUGCGGAGACUCAAAAGUGCACGUCUUGCGGCCAUCUUGGGCCAAGGCAACCUCGAGCGAUCGCUCUGAAGCCAUCUUGCCCCAGAAGUUUGUGCAUCCGAUGUUAGUGACUCGUUCUUUCUAUAUAAGAAUGGCGCUGUCACCGGACGGACGACGCCUAGCCUGUGGCUCAUCAACGGGAGGCGUCAUGAUGUGGGAUGUUGACCGUUACCCGCAGAACGGCGAGCAGACUGAAGCCACCCGUUUAGAGAUCCCUCACACCACCCCGGAGGCGCCUGAGGUGAUUGCCUUAGAUUGGGGAAAGGACAUGAUUGCAGCUUCGUCUGACGACUGCGCCACUCGAAUUUGGCAGUCUAAUCCAGUUGUUUCCAGCCAGCUCAUGCUCAAGGGCCAGGUCAGGGAAGAGUGGAGCGGGGUUGACGGUUCGGGCCAGACCGUCGAGGAUUAG
Messenger RNA from Trichosporon asahii var. asahii CBS 2479, 3663 nucleotides. RefSeq names its product pseudouridine synthase. Bases 1 to 3663 code for a protein of 1220 amino acids. The record is from RefSeq and is a predicted model, not a curated record. Gene Ontology annotation, biological process: pseudouridine synthesis. Gene Ontology annotation, cellular component: nucleus. The transcript is spliced from 10 exons. Gene Ontology annotation, molecular function: pseudouridine synthase activity; protein binding; RNA binding. NCBI's taxonomy places the organism in Eukaryota, Fungi, Basidiomycota, Tremellomycetes, Trichosporonales, Trichosporonaceae.